AUGGGAUCAGGCUUAUGGGAACGAGAAAACUAUGGUGUUCGGGCCGAAUGGGCCUGCUGGUCCAUGUUCGGCAUGGCAGCUAUCAUCGUCGGCCUUCGUGUCUUCUGCCGUGCCGUCUAUCGCAGGAGAGCAACAGGCAAUGGCCUCGGCCUGGACGACUACAUCACUCUUUUCUGCAUGGUCGUCUUCCUCGUAACAUGCAUAUUUGUCACCAUCUCCUCUCAUCACGGCCUCGGCAGGCACAUAGCCAGCCUUUCCACGGAGCAGAUCAAGCAGUCGCUCAAAUGGAGCCUCAUCACCAACGCCGUGCUUGUCUGGACAUUCUCGCUGCCCAAGUUUGCUAUCAUCUCGACGCUGCAACGCAUCCUUUGUCCCGGAAUCAAGACUACUAUUCUCUUCUGGACUCUGGCACUUUCGUGUCAGGCCUGCAUUCUAGCGACAUCGGUUUGGUGGUUCAAACAGUGUGAUCCUGUCGAAAGGAAUUGGGAUCUAUCGAUCGAGGGAAAAUGCGCCGAUAUUAGCAUUCUCAAGAACCUCGGCUACUUCACAUCAGCAUAUUCAUCAUUCCUUGACCUAUUCUUCGCCAUCUACCCAGCCCCCUUCAUCAUGCGCCUCAACAUGCCGCUCAAGACCCGUCUAGCGUUUGCAUCAGCCAUGGGGCUCAGCGUGCUGGGUUGCUUUGUGUCUUUGUACAAGCUUAUCAUACUUCGGCAAGUCUUUGAGAUCAUGGAAACUGACCCAACAUAUCCCGUGCCUUACCUCGGCAUUCUCGGUUUCGCCGAGGGCUUUAUCUUGAUCGUCUGCGCGUCCAUCCCAACUCUCGGUCCUCUAUACCGCCUGGCUCGCGGCCGGCCUCCUAACGGUGAAAACAACUUCCCUGCAUUCGCCGACGCAAGUCAUCAGCUCCCAGAAAGCAGCAACAACCUACAACAUCAUCACCGCGACCGCAACGCGCACCAUCACCACGGUCUGCCCUUUAUCUCAGCAACCACCAGCAACCUUUUCCGCAGCAAAUCAUUCAAGUCAUUCACGUUUUCCGGAAACGAUGACUCGUCUCCCACUGGAGACGACGGCACAGGGAAGCCAUCCUCAUCAGCCGAAAGCUUGCAUCUGCGCCCGAGCUUCGAUGCGAUCCCGCUGGUGACAACAGUGGGCAAGGCGAGCGAUUCGUUCGUGGACCCGUUGGCUGGAAGGAGGGGAGUACAUCUUACAACCGAAGUGUCGGUUGUGUCGACCCCGACGGAAGAGACGCCCGGCUUGCCAGCGGGGUAUCACCACCCUUCUCCGGGGAGAAGACGGGGGAAUACGACGGGGAGUAUGGCUUGA
Messenger RNA from Thermochaetoides thermophila DSM 1495, 1326 nucleotides. RefSeq lists its product as uncharacterized. NCBI's taxonomy places the organism in Eukaryota, Fungi, Ascomycota, Sordariomycetes, Sordariales, Chaetomiaceae. The coding region runs from base 1 to 1326 and encodes 441 amino acids. The record is from RefSeq and is a predicted model, not a curated record. The transcript has 3 exons.